AUGGAUGGCGGCUUUCACGUUGGCGCCGAGGCCUUGCGUCGAUGCAUUCAGUCGACUCCAAUCAUCGACAAUCACGCACACCCACUGCUUCAGCACAGUCACGCUGACAAGUAUCCCCUGCUCACAAUCGUGACAGAAGCUCAUGGCGAUGCUCUCGACUCAUCACGGACCAGCUUGGCUCACAUUCGGGCCGUCAAACAGCUUUCCGAGCAGCUCGGGUGUGCCGCCACUUGGGACGCUGUGGAGAGCGCCAUUAAGCAAGAACGACGCCGUGACUACGCCGGAUGGACACGGAGAUGCCUUGCCGGUAUCGAGUGUGUCCUCGUCGAUGACGGUUUGGACGACGAGGACGCUGUGGAAUCCUACACCUACUUCGACCAGUUUGCCCCCAGCCCCAGCAAACGUAUCGUCCGCAUUGAGCAAGCUGCGGCCAGGCUUAUAGAAAACGCGUGCAUCUCACAGCCAUCGCCUGCGCAAGCUUUUGACCUUGCCAUCGCCAAUUUCGAAGCCGAGCUUAGGAAUGCAAUAUCCGAUGCGGAGGUUGUCGGCUUCAAGUCGGUAAUUUGCUAUCGAACCGGACUGGACAUUGCCUCCAAAGCUAGCGAGCUGGAGGCACGUUCAACUUUUGCCGACAUCUACACGCAAAGGCAGGCAGCCGAUGCCCAGAGCUUCACGAGACUGCAUCACCGCGCGCUCAACGAGUUCCUCGUCCACCGUCUAGCUCAACUAAUCCGCGACUGCUCAUCAACCCACAAGAAGCCCAUUCAAUUUCACACUGGUCUCGGUGAUAAUGACCUCACGUUGACAAGAUCCUCUCCUGCGCAUUUGCAAGACUUUGCGCGGGAAUAUCCGACGGUCCCGAUUAUUCUCCUGCACUCUGGUUAUCCCUUCGAUCGGGAAGCAGGGUAUAUGGCGGCAAUGUAUGGAAACGUAUAUGCUGAUAUUGGCGAAAUUUUCCCCUUCAUCAACCGGGAUGGGCAAGAAAGCGUAGUACGCCAUGUUCUCGAGCUCUGUCCGUGGGAAAAGAUCAUCUGGAGUACUGAUGGCCAUUGGUUCCCGGAAACCUAUCUUCUUUCAAUACUCCAAAUGAGAGAUGUGUUCCACACAGUCUUGUGCGACUUCGUGCGAAAGGGGGACAUCACAUGGAAACAAGCUACGCAGAUGGUGCAGGAUAUGUUGUUCAACACCUCGAACAAGAUUUAUGACCUCGGUCUCACGAUGAGGUGUCGACUGCCCAAGAAUGCACAGCCAUCCGGGACAUUGCCCACAAAGUUUGAGGCACAACACUUGUUGACCUACUUGGCCGACACCGAAAAGCCACAUUAUCUUCGCCUGUGUUGGCUGGACUAUACGGCCAUGCCAAGAAUGAGAGUCAUACCUUCGCGACAAGUCUUGUCUGCGAUGAAGACGAACCAGCCGCUCUGGGUCACGGUGACAAAGGGCUGUCUCGGCAUCCUUCAGAAUGAUACUCUGAUUCCUGGUGUCGGGCCAGUUGGCGAGUUUCAGCUGCAGCCGGAUUUUUCAUCCCUCCGCCCAGGGCCGCGCGAUGGACACAUUACAGUAAUGUGCGACUUCAAGGAAAAGGAUGGCUCGCUCGUCAACCUCUGCCCUCGAACAAUGCUGAAAAGGGCCAUAGAUCUUGCUCGUGAUGAGCACAUCGAGCUUUUGCUCGGCUUCGAGAUUGAGCUCGUACUCCUUCGCCGCCCAGGGAACGGGGGAUACAGCGUCGACAGUUAUGACGGACAUGCUUGCUCAACCGUCGGAGCCAUGGACCACGAGGUGGUCGAAAAGGUGCUGGAGGCGGCAAUACAGCAACUCGACCACGCCGGCGUAUACGUCGAAAUGUUGCAUGCCGAAAGCGCCACGGGCCAAUUCGAAAUAGUCUUGCCCAAGGCCAGGCCAAUGGAAGCCGUGGACACGUUGAUCUUUGCGCGGCAAGUCAUAGCCAGCUGCGCAAAUGCGUCGGGAUACAAGAUGACGUUGCAUCCGAAGCCGAUAGCCAAUGCGUGCGGCACCGCCGCGCACGCUCACAUCUCCAUCACUUCAGACGGCCGCAAUGCAGCUCUAUACGAACCCUUCUAUGCAGGUAUUUUAUCUCACCUGAGAGCUAUAUGCGCGUUCACGUGCAGCAACAUGGUGAGCUAUGAGCGGCUUCGAAACGGCGUCUGGGCAGGAGGAACAUGGGUCACUUGGGGCACGCAAAAUCGCGAAGCGCCUCUCCGCAAAAUCGAAAACAGUCAUUGGGAACUGAAGUGCGUGGACGGCCUUUCCAAUCCGUACAUGGCCAUGGCGGCGAUUGUCCUGGCGGGGCUCGACGGUGUUCGGAAAGGGAAAAAGCUCACCUGGGCCGACUGUACAAGGGACCCUGCGUCGCUCUCGUCUGGGCAGCGACUGCAGUUGGGUAUUGACACGAGGUUACCAGAGAGCAUCGACGAGGCCUUGAAGGCGCUCGUUGAGGAUGGAGAUUUGACCAACUUGUUGGAAGUUGAUGUUAUUAAAAGAUACGUGGCCGUGAAAGAAGCGGAAGCGGAGUUGAUGAAAUCCAUGGACGCAAAGGACAGAAGGGAUUGGAUUUUAGACAGGUACUGA
Molecule: messenger RNA, 2589 nt
Organism: Metarhizium album ARSEF 1941
Lineage: Eukaryota; Fungi; Ascomycota; Sordariomycetes; Hypocreales; Clavicipitaceae
Product: developmental protein FluG
Exons: 1
Coding region: 1-2589 (862 amino acids)
Molecular function (GO): glutamine synthetase activity; hydrolase activity
Source: RefSeq, a predicted model, not a curated record